Messenger RNA from Sinocyclocheilus anshuiensis, 6891 nucleotides. Its product is annotated as neurexin-3b. The transcript is spliced from 20 exons. Lineage: Eukaryota; Metazoa; Chordata; Actinopteri; Cypriniformes; Cyprinidae. The record is from RefSeq and is a predicted model, not a curated record. The coding region runs from base 543 to 5456 and encodes 1637 amino acids.
CGAGCUCUGGAUACGCGGAUUAUCCCACUACACUGGAUUUGACCUCAGCAUCACUCCACCGCGCUCCAUCACUCGAAAUGUGGAUUUAAGGUGUUUUGAGAACAUUUGUAGAAUAAACCGGAUUCUCCACCGGUGGAGUACAAUCUGCAUCAUAUAAGAUCAGGCAAAAGAAGGACCAAUGUGGCCAUUAACAUGCAGCGAUAUAAUAGAAUCAGAAGCAAUAUGGAGCAUCUCUGUUUUAAUCCAGAAAGUCGACUCAAGGGAACAUCAUCAGUAAAGCCCAUCUAGAUAGCAGAAGCAGACCAGUUGUCCACUUCUAAUAUCAAGGCUGUUUGGUUUGUUUGGAAUUCAUCCCAGUACCGUUAAACAGGAUUUAGGAUAGCAUGUGUCAAGAACCUCAAUGGCCUCACCUUCUUCAUUCAUAUGGUUAUCAUCUAAAGGAUUUGAUGUUUCUUCAGUGACCUCCUAAUCAUUUGCCAGAAAAGAUAACUGAGGAGUUUUAUUUUGUUCAUUGCACUCUUGUAGCAUAACCGCUGGUUACCAUGCCUCCCAUUUGCCGGCCCCAUUGUAUACUAUUACUAUUCAGCACCUUCCUGAGUCUUGGUUUGGGCCUGGAGUUCACAGGUUCAGAGGCUCAGUGGGCACGCUAUCUUCGCUGGGAUGCCAGCACCAGAAGUGACCUCAGCUUUCAGUUCAAAACAGCUAUAUCAGAUGCACUAGUUCUCUACUUUGACGAUGGAGGAUAUUGUGACUUCCUGCUCCUGAGUAUUGAGGAAGGCAAGCUGAAGUUGCGUUUUAGCGUGGACUGUGCAGAAACCACUAUAACCUCCGACAAGAUGGUAAAUGACAGUCGCUGGCACUUUGCCACUAUCAGCAGGCACAACUUGCGAACCGUGUUGGCGCUGGAUGGAGAGUCAAAGGUGGACGAGGUGAGACCACAAAGGCAGUUCAUGAAGAUUGUCAGUGACCUGUAUCUUGGAGGAGUGCCUCAAGACAUUCGGACAGCUGCCCUAACACUACCGGCGGCUAAGGAGAUGCCACCGUUCAAGGGGAUUAUUACAGACCUGGGCUACGGGAAUCAGGUUCCAACACGCCUGGGGAGCCAAAAUGUCCGGUUAGAGAUGGAAGGCUUGUGUACGGAGAACCCCUGUGAAAAUGGAGGCAGUUGCAGAAUGGCUGACGGUGAAGCUUACUGUGACUGCUCCAAAACAGGAUAUGUAGGUCGUUACUGCAAUGAAGCUGUGAACAAAACCCCUGGGUUCGCGCAUAUGGUGAAGUCUCCGCAAGCACGCGAGGACAAUGUGGCAACAUUCCGGGGUGCAGAAUACUUCUGCUAUGACUUGUCUCAGAAUCCUAUCCAGAGUAGCAGUGAUGAGAUCACUCUGUCCUUCAAAACUUGGCAACGCAACGGUCUCAUCCUCCACACGGGCAAGUCGGCUGACUAUGUUAACCUAGCGCUGAAAGACGGUGCCGUUUCAUUGGUCAUCAACCUGGGCUCAGGAGCCUUCGAGGCUAUCGUUGAGCCUGUCAAUGGAAAGUUCAAUGACAACGCCUGGCAUGACAUCAAAGUGACACGCAACCUGAGACAGCAUUCAGGCAUUGGACACGCUAUGGUAAACAAACUACAUUGUCUGGUGACUAUAUUGGUGGACGGUAUAUUGACCACCACAGGAUACACGCAGGAGGAUUACACAAUGCUGGGCUCAGAUGAUUUCUUCUAUGUGGGGGGAAGCCCAAGCACUGCCGACCUGCCUGGAUCUCCCGUCAGCAAUAAUUUCAUGGGCUGCCUGAAAGAGGUGGUCUACAAAAACAAUGACAUACGACUGGAACUCUCUCGCCUGGCCCGCAUCGCAGACCCCAAAAUGAAGCUACAAGGGGACGUGGUGUUUAAAUGUGAGAAUGUCCCCACCCUAGACCCUAUCUCUUUUGAGACACCAGAAUCCUUCCUCAGCCUGCCCAAGUGGAACACCAAGCGUGUGGGCUCCAUUUCCUUUGACUUUCGCACCUCAGAGCCCAACGGACUAAUCCUUUUUACGCAAGGUAAGCCCCAGGACAAGAAAGAUGCUCGUAGCCAGAGGAGCAACAAAGUGGACUUCUUCGCUGUGGAACUUCUAGAUGGAAAUCUCUAUCUUCUGCUGGACAUGGGAUCAGGAACUAUUAAAGUCAAAGCCACACAGAGUAAGGUUAAUGACGGAGCAUGGCACCAUGUGGACAUCCAGAGAGAUGGAAGAUCAGGUAUCAUCUCUGUGAAUAGCCGUCGGACUCCAUUCACUGCCAGUGGAGAGAAUGAGAUUCUAGACCUGGAGGGUGACCUAUAUCUCGGAGGUCUCCCAGACAACCGUGUCGGCCUGGUGCUUCCCACCGAACUGUGGACCGCUAUGUUGAACUAUGGCUAUGUGGGCUGCAUCCGUGAUCUUUUCAUAGACGGUCGCAGUAAAGACAUUCGCCAGAUCGCAGAGGCACAGAACGGAGUUGGAAUCAAGUCAUCCUGCAGCAAAGUAACAGGCAAACAGUGUGACAGCAACCCCUGCAAAAACAACGGCAUCUGCAAAGAGGGCUGGAAUCGGUUCAUCUGUGACUGCACCGGUACCGGAUACUGGGAUCGAACCUGUGAGAGAGAGGCAUCUAUCCUAAGCUACGAUGGCAGUAUGUAUAUGAAGGUGGUGAUGCCGACGGUAAUACAUACAGAAGCAGAGGAUGUGUCUCUGAGGUUUAUGUCCCAGCGUGCCUUUGGCCUGUUGAUGGCUGCCACAUCACGUGAGUCCGCAGACACACUACGACUAGAACUGGACAGCGGCCGUGUCAAACUGACCGUCAAUUUAGGUAAAGGACCAGAGACAUUGUAUGCUGGCCAGAAAGUGAACGACAAUGAUUGGCACUCAGUCAAAGUGAUGCGGCGUGGUAAAAACCUCAAACUCAUGGUGGAUGAUGAUGUAGCUGAAGGUCAGAUGAAUGGUGACCACACUCGGCUGGAGUUUAGUAACAUUGAGACCGGAAUCCUGACAGAACGUCGGUUUGCCUCCACAGCUCCAUCCAACUUCAUUGGUCACCUGCAAGGCCUAAAGUUCAACAGCCUCCUCUACAUUGACAUGUGCAAGAAUGGGGACAUCGAAUUCUGCGAGCUCAAUGCUCGUUUUGGCAUGCGCUCCAUUGUGGCCGAUCCAGUUACCUUCAAGACCAAAGGAAGCUAUCUGGGUCUUGCUACACUCCAGGCUUAUAGCACCAUGCACCUCUUCUUUCAGUUCAAAACUACCUCGGGUGAUGGAUUCAUUCUCUUCAACAGUGGAGAUGGGAAUGAUUUUAUUGCCGUGGAGCUUGUCAAAGGGUAUAUUCACUAUGUGUUUGACCUGGGAAAUGGACCGAGUCUUCUCAAAGGAAACAGCGACAGUCCUCUUAAUGACAACCAGUGGCACAAUGUGGUGAUCACUCGAGAUGCCAGCAACACACACACACUAAAGGUGGACGCCAAGUCUGUCAGCCAGGUGGUCAACGGAGCGAAAAAUCUGGACCUGAAAGCACAUGAUAUUCCUGUCUCCUCCAUAUCAGGGCCCAGCAGUACAUGCCAGGAGGAUUCAUGUGUCAACAUGGGUGUAUGCAUCCAGCAGUGGGAGAACUUCACCUGCGACUGCUCCAUGACCUCUUACUCUGGCACCCAGUGCAAUGACCCUGGAGCAACGUACAUCUUUGGAAAGGGCGGAGGACUUAUCACAUACACAUGGCCCAAUAACGAGAGGCCCAGCACUAGAACCGAUAGAUUGGCGGUGGGCUUCAGCACCACCAUCAAGGAUGGGAUUCUGGUCCGCAUUGACAGCGCCCCCAGACUAGGAGACUACAUCAUGCUCCAUAUCGAAGAAGGAAAGGUGGGCGUAACGUUCAACAUUGGCACAGUGGACAUCAGCGUCAAAGAGCUGAAUACAGAAGUCAACGAUGGAAAAUAUCAUGUUGUACGCUUCACAAGGAAUGGGGGAAACGCCACCUUACAGGUGGACAACUGGCCAAUCAACGAGCACUUUCCAUCAGGCAACAGCGACAAUGAGCGUUAUCAAAUGGCUAAUAAGAAAAUCCCAUUCAAAUAUACCCGGCCGGUCGAAGAUUGGCUACAUGAGAAAGGUCGUCAGCUGACCAUUUUUAACACCCAAGCCACCAUCUCAAUAGGCGGUAAUGACCGCAAGCGACCGUAUCAAGGCCAGCUCUCUGGUCUUUAUUACAAUGGCCUGAAGGUUCUCAACAUGGCAGCUGAAGGUAAUGCUAACAUCAAGAUAAAUGGCAGUGUGAGACUGGUGGGGGAUGUGCCCACCAGCAGAAGCCCCUCACGUACCACCACCUCCAUGCCCCCAGAGAUGUCCACCACCUUCAUUGAGACCACCACCACCCUGUCAACCACCACUACCCGCAAGCAGCGCUCACCACCCACGAUUCAGACAACGGACGACAUUGUGUCCUCUGCAGAAUGUUCCAGCGAUGACGAGGAUCUGGAGGAGUGUGACGGGGGACACACAGGAGGGGAGUUAGUUAUCCCUGUUCUAGUUGAGGAUCCCAUAGACAUCCCCCCUGUUUCCACUCGAGCCCCUUUCAUCCCCCUUCCCCUGACCCUUCACCCCGUCCUCACCAUUAUUGAGACCACCAAAGAGUUCCUGUCAAUUGCCACCGAGGCGGGGGUACCUUGCUUGUCGGACCAAGGCAGCGAUGAUUGUGAUGAUGAUGAUGGUGAUGAUGAUGGUGAUGGCUUGGUGAUAUCGGGGUUUGGCUCUGGGGAGGCCUUCGACUCUAGCCUCCCCCCUACUGAUGAUGAAGAUUUUUACACCACCUUCUCCCUGGUAACAGAUAAGAUCUUGACCACGUCGACCUACGAAGGUGGCUACAAAGCUCUCGCGCCCAAGUGGGAAGUAAAGGACUUUAAACCUAGCAAGGCCUCUGAGGCAGGCAGGACUACGGCCAUCCCGCCUCUGCCUGACUUCAGGAGCUCAGCUGCAUCACCCGUCACGCUCGAGACCGCUCCUAAAAUCCCAGCUGGGAAAAUGAACAACCGUGAAAUCAAACCCCAACCGGACAUAGUGCUACUACCACUCCCCACGUCUUUCGACAUGGACGGCACCAAACCGAAGGGGCCGUACAUCACCCAGCCCAUGUUGCGCACCAUCCCCAGUGCUCUGCCCACCGUGCCAGGUAUCAGGAGAGUGCCUCCUGGUGCCUCAGAGGUAAUACGUGAGUCCAGCAGCACUACGGGUAUGGUGGUGGGUAUCAUCUCUGCUGCCGCCCUGUGCAUCCUCAUCCUCCUCUAUGCCAUGUACAAAUACAGGAACAGGGACGAGAGCUCCUAUCAGGUAGAUGAAACACGGAACUACAUUAGCAAUUCUGCACAGAAUAAUGGCACAGUAGUCAAAGACAAACAGCCCAACACUAAGGGUGCCAGCAACAAGAGACCCAAAGACAAGGACAAGGAAUACUAUGUAUAAAACAAAAAUCCAAAUGGCAAAACACAGAGACAGAACACCAUCUGAGAAAUCUUGAACAGAAAACAAUGAUUUUACACAGAAAAUCCUUUAAAAGCUCAAACACACUGAGUCAGAAUGAACCCAUUUCCGAGUUAUGUGAUUUGAAGCACACUUAAGCAUACGGUAAGCAUAGGGAGAAGGCAAAUAGGACUCUGGGGACCUUGAUACCUUACUUUCUGUCUGGUUGUGGGACAAUGCCAGUGUAAAAUAUCUCAUUGCAACAUUGUUAUCCCUCAAGUGACUUUCUGAGGUACAAAAUCCUUGGUGUAAAAAAAAAAGGAGAGAAGGAAAAAAAAGGAAAAAAAACAAAGCAACCCUUGUCCAUUGUAACCCUGUACAAAUCAAUGAUGAUCAUGGGUAAUGGUCAUGAUUUUGGACAUGCAUGUGAUGUGUGUGAUGUAGUACUGAUAUCUUUGCAAAGAGGAGAAAUAGAAGAUGUUGUUUUGGAGAUGCAAAGUGGGAAAAUUUGCCAUAAAACAGUACCUUUCUAACCCAUGCUGGAGAAGAAGUGUUCCAUUAAACAAAUGGUUUUACUGUCUUUUUUUAUUGUCUUUUUUUGGAAUGUGUUUCAGGGCUUUACUGUGGAAAAAUGACUUUUUUAAUUGUAUUAACGUACUCAUUUUUGUUUGUUUCUGCUUUUAUUUUUCAUCCUUUUUUCUUCCGGUGUCUGUCAAGGAACUAACUUGCUUUAACAUUCGUAUUCUAAUUGAGCUCUGUCAUGUAUAACCCGAUUCAACUGAAAAGCAUCCAUCUUUUACUAAUGGAAAAUGAGACAUUCAACAUUAAAUUCAGUUCAGUUUUGACUAAGUCAUUUGCAACACACACACAACUCACAUAUGGAUCAAGUGUGAACGAAGCAAUCCGAUGACUGAAGGAGGGCUGAAAUAUGAAUUUAUUUGAGGAAGACAAAUUCAGUGCGAACAAGUGUAUAUUUCAUGUUGUCACAGUCACCUGUGUCAAACAAUAAAUGUUUACAUAUUUUAUUACAUCAUAGAUGCAGUACUUUGUAGCUCAUUAUUGUACAUAACAGUUGAUUGUGACAUUUUCAUACACUUUCUGUACAAAUUGAACAAACACCUAGUUCAAUGUAGCUCAUCCAGUGAAGUCCAAAAGGCUGAGCCCACAUUGAAAAGCUGAGAUUCAAAACCUAAUAUAAGCAGGGAAAUGAACAGAAGGUUUCAGGAUUUUUAAGAGAAAAAAUAAAUAAAGUAAUAUUAUGAACAACGAAGAAGAAAGAAAUAUUUAGGGUUCUGCACUAAUUUGUGUUGCUAAUCAGGUAAGCUAAUUUGUCUAACUUCAAAUCUGAAGGGGUCAGAUUUCCCUGCUUCCAUUGAUGGACACAAAUUAUGCUGGAUAACAACAGCUGGCUUUUGUUCAAACUUAUGGAGUCCGUGUC